Ciona intestinalis (vase tunicate) is the source of this 4095-nucleotide messenger RNA. NCBI's taxonomy places the organism in Eukaryota, Metazoa, Chordata, Ascidiacea, Phlebobranchia, Cionidae. The record is from RefSeq and is a predicted model, not a curated record.
UUAUUUCCAAUUUUUUUGUCAGGUUUUGUAGUAUUAAAGUGUUUUUGAAUAGUCAUGUUAAAAUGAAGUCAUGUCUAGUACACCGGUAACUUUAGGCGAGAAGACAGGAAAAAAGUUGGUACUUAAAGCCAGUUUGCUCCAGCCUUAUCUCGUAACAAUACCAACUGCUGAAAGGAAGACAUCAUCUACCGUUCUUAAACUCUUAACACGAUUUUUUGAAUCUCACCCAGAAGUCAAGAAAGUACAAAGUGCUGGUCGUAAAAAGCGAAAAAUAAGUGGUGAAAUUAAACAACCAAACGAGUUUCGGAAAAACUUUGUAUUUGGAAUAAACGAAGUGACAAAGGCGCUGGAAAAAGAUAAACUUUCUUUUUUCAUUACUUGCAAAUCUGCCAAGCCUGCAGCUCUAACUCAGCACCUAGCUCUGCUUUCUGCUUCCCGAGGAACACCAACAGCAGGUCUUGCAAACUUGAGUGCCACUCUUGCUCCACUGCUGGAACUAAAAUCAGUUUUAGCAUUGGGUUUUCUGAAGACAGAAGACCCAUCGGACGUGGCUAAAACUGCUACUGAUAUAAAACAACACUUAUCCACUAUCACAUUGCCGUGGAACACACUGCUGCCUGAAAAGUGUCCUGUUAAGCAGAGUACAGUUUCCGAGGAAAACCCCCACUUUUUACAGACGAAAGUCUGCAUCAACAAAAGCUCAGGAAGGGCAAAGCGUCAACGAAACUAAGAUAUUAAUGGUGAACAUAAACAUGAGCGACACCAGACGCAGAGUAAAGGUGUAUACCCUGAAUGAGGAGAGACAGUGGGAUGAUCAGGGUACGGGCCAUGUAUCUUCAGCUUAUGUUGAAAGAUUAACUGGCAUGACACUAAUAGUAAGAGCUGAACAGGAUGGUUCACUUUUACUCGAAUCUCGCAUCCUACCAGACACUGCUUACCAGAAGCAGCAGGAGACAUUGAUAGUUUGGUCGGAAGGUGAAAACACAGAUCUUGCUCUAAGUUUCCAGGAGAAAGCAGGCUGUGAUGAAAUUUGGGAAAAAAUCUGCCAGGUCCAGGGAAAAGAUCCUUCUGUUGACAUCACGCAAGACAUCCCAGAAGAUGGGGAAGAUGAGGAAGAGUUUGGUGGUGGAAGACUGGAUGAUAGUGGAGAGUCGCUGCAACGUCAAUCUACAUCACCUUAUGUUCUCCCUGCUUGUGAGCUCGGAGAGUUGGAAGAGAUCGCGGAAGUUUUUACGACUUCCCUGCCUUCGCUUGUUCGUCGAGACCAACUGGCUCGCUCGAUCGAAGAGUCGGACUACAUCCGGAAGCUUCUAGACCUCUUUCGGACAUGUGAGGACCUCGAUCACACGGAUGGACUCCACAAACUUUACGAGAUCAUGAAAACCAUUUUCCUUCUCAACCGGAGCAGUCUCUUCGAUGUGAUGCUGCAGGAUUCGAACAUAGUUCCAGUGGUUGGUUGCCUCGAGUACGACCCUGCUCUAUCCGAACCACGUAGGCACCGAGACUACCUUCUCAAAGAAGUGAAUUUUAAGGAAGUGCUACCAAUUAAAAAUCCAGAAUUACUCAAGAAAAUUCAUCAGACAUUCCGACUGCAGUACAUCCAGGAUGUUGUUCUUCCUACUCCAUCAGUGUUUGAGGAGAAUAUGCUUUCCACACUGAGCUCUGUAAUCUUUUUCAAUAAGGUUGAAAUCGUGAGUCUGGUACAAGAAGAUGAAACGUUGCUUACCUCGUUGUUUAAACAACUCGGAGAUGAAACAGUGGAAGAUGAGAGGAGGAGAGAACUUGCCGGGUUCGUUAAAGAGUUAUGCUCCCUUUCCCAGACGCUGCAACCAACCUCUAGAGAUGAUUUUUUCAAACAACUUGGAGAGUUAGGAGUCCUCACAGCAAUUGAAUCUCUGCUUGCAAGUGAUGAUGAACCUUCACAUAGACUUGCAAUUGAUAUCUUUGCUCAUGUGGUCGAGCACAGUCCGUCGAUGGUGCGCGACUUUGCACACAAGGAGAUGACUGAAGCAAGGAGCGAAGGGAACGAUGACGAUCUCUUUCUUCUAAACCUUGUCAUCGAUCAAAUGAUCUGUGACCCCGAUCCUGAGCUCAGCUGUGCCAUGCAGUUAACAGGCUUACUGCGGGUUUUACUCGACCCUGAAAACAUGAUGGCAAAUAAGAACGAAAAGACGGAAUUUCUUGGAUUUUUCUACCGUAAUUGCAUGCACGUGCUGAUGGCGCCUCUCCUGGCCAACACUGCCGAUGAAACAAAGCUAGGAAAGGAUGAUUAUCAAACUGCUCACCUACUUAGCCUUAUUCUUGAGUUGGUUACCUUCUCAGUGGAACACCACACCUAUCAUGUUAAGAACUAUAUACUCAGCAAGGAUUUGCUGCGAAGAGUACUCGUUCUGCUGAACUCACGACACAAAUUUCUGUCUCUAGCUGCGCUACGCUUUACAAGGAAAAUAGUCAGCACGUUAGAUGAAUUUUAUAACCGAUACAUUGUAAAAGGCGACCUCUUUAAACCCGUAGUGGAUUCCUUGUUUAGAUCAGGCAGCAGAUACAACCUCAUUAACUCAACAAUACUAGAAAUGUUUGAAUAUAUCCGAGUGGAGGAUAUUAAGUCAUUGAUUUCAUAUGUGGUGGAGAACCAUCAUGAGCGGUUGAAAGAAAUCGAAUACGUGAAGACCUUCGUAGGUUUGAAGCUUCGGUUUGAUCAGCAGAAGGGAAGAGAGCUGAAGCAAAAUCCUGACCCCAUAUCGGAUGCUGUUGCAAUACCUAAUCAUCGCUACAGGAGAGAUGCGAGGGCGAUGGAAGAAGAAGAAGAGCUGUGGUUUGAAAAAGAUGAUGAGGACGGAGAAGAUCAUAACUCGAGCUUCUCUUCAGGUGAUGCGUUUGACACUGAUGCCCCGAAAAUCAACAUUGAUAGUAUUUUAGAAGGUGAUAAGCCUCAAGAUAAAACUGUAAAAAAAAGUAACGAACUUAACAAACUAAACACUAUGUUGCAACUUGAGACAAAAGGAGAAGAGAAUUUUUCCAACGGUUCAAUUGCCCCAAAAGCGGAGGUGAAGAGCACAGAUGAAGCUCCUGUGACAGUGAAGAAUGGUCUCGUUGGUUUGGUCGAUUACUCUGAUGAUGAUUCCGAUGACGAAGAAGAAAGUCAAGAAAAGGCAACUGCUGUAAAAUGUGAGCCAGAUUUAAAUGCAUCUCUCACAAAAACUAAUAGUGUUGAAGGCAAACAGAAGGAGAUUUUAGAGUCGGAACCUGUACGGAAAAAGCCACGUCUAAUCGAACAAGUAGCUAAUAACUAACACCAUCUUCUAUGAAGGCUAGGGUUACCAUCAUUUGUGCUUACAGCGCCAAAGGCAGGAUGUAUGGCUCCAAUUCACACAAGUCACCUCAGAUUUUGUAGCGACCAACAAUUUUUUUCUUUCUUUUUUACAAAACCGCCUAUUUUUCCACAACUCUUUGGUGUUGCAUCUCCUGAGCAGUAGUGAGUUACAGAGCAGACACCCCACAUGCACAAUUCUGAUGCACUGUGUUUAGCAAUUUUCCGAAAUCAUGAAUGUAGUUGGUAACUGAAACUUCUGUUUACUCACUCCAUGAUAAGAAGUGCUAAUUCAAAUUUAUUUUACCAAAAUUCAACCAAUUUGGGAAUCAAUUUGCAGCAUAGGUAUUUCUUUUGUAAAUGUACAGUAUUUUUAAAAUUCAAAUAAGGUUGACAUUUAUUAUGUCAGUUCCAUCAAAUAGCAAAGGGUUACUUUGGUGGUUAACCCAACUCGUAAACAAGUAUCUUUUUCGGUGCCUUGACAAGUUCAAUCAGUGUAAUAUAUAACAGCUUCUGUGGAAAGUGUACAGUGCUCCUUACACCCCAAAUUUCAGGAUUUUUCGAAGUGAAAUCUUUUCCUGCUAACUUUGGUUUUACCCACAAAAAUAUAUGUUGUUUCGAAACUGCGUUGGCAGCCUGUGUGGACACUGCUCUGUCGCUGCUGUUUUUAAUUUUUUAUUCUCCCUUUUUUCCAAUCGCAGAGAUUUAGACACAGCGCAAGUUGUAAUUUUAAUAAAUCCUGUACAAAAAUUCUAUGACCCACAAAAAUCAGGAUGAUCAGACAA